AUGGACAACUCACACCCUCGGAAUCGACGACUCGUAACCUAUGGCUCUGCUGCCAAAAGUCAACCUCCGUUGAAUACAGAGAAGCCUGUGCGCUCAUCUGCCACUAGAACAACUCCUAAAGAGAUGCCUUUGCCAAGCUCGUCACGUCCCUCACGACCAGUCUACACCAGGCUACAGCGCGACAAGAAUGGAGAUAAACAACUAUCUGGACCUGCGGAAACAACUACAGCUCGAGGAGUUACACAACAAAAACCCAUCACGGAGGCUAAUGUGUAUGACUUUCCCUCUUCAGACGAUGAACAGAUGUCCAUGAUCCAGAGAAAGCGAAGGCGAUUUAGCCCCAAUGGAAAUAAGGCAGUUCCUGCGACUAAGCGAUCAGCAAAGCCAAGCGAGAUAGGGAAUGGAGUCCAUAACGUGUCACCACCGAUGGGGAAGAGGGUUUCCGAUGGCCGGAGACCAUUGGCCAAAAAGCUAGUAGCCGAUCAGCGAACAAGCUCCGUGGCGUCGACAUCAUAUUCAAGCCCUGGGAGGUCUGUGCAGAACCAAACUAAAGUGUCUACUCUCGAGAAUGAAAUGGGGGUUUCAACCGCGGAGAGCCUCGGGGAUGGAGAGUCCAUACGAAACAGCUCGCCGGACAUCAACCAGGGCUAUGCCACGAAAGCGAACGUCACCCCCGGUCGAAGGAGACUGAUUGACUCGCUCGGGAUCACGGAAAGCCCGGUUGAAACAUCUCCAGUGGUUGAAACACCACUAGAGAGUCCCGCUGAUAGCCAGCCACCCCCGGAUCCAACCACUCCUGACCGAGCAUCGCCAAGUCCGGCUGUGAAUGAGUGUCCUGCCGAAAGCCACAUUCAAGGCUCUCCUGCGUCAGUUCCAUCUCAUUUACGGGGUUCCCGUGUCACCUAUGCACGCCAGCGUUCUUUUUUGGAUGACUUGAUCAUGUCAGAGGACCUUUCGACGCACAAUGCUUCCUCGGGCCCGAAACACCGCUCUCAAUCUAUCCAACGUCAGUUGAAUUAUGAGGCUACUUCCAGCGCUCGUUUAAUUGUGCCAAAUGAGGAUACCAACGAGGAUGGCUCUGUCCGAAGUAUUCAUGAACUCAGACAAGCUGGAGGAAACGCUCGUUACCGAGGUGCCGUCGAAGCUAUCUUUGAGGAUAUCGAAGAUCCGCAAAACUCGUUGACGGGUCGAUGCAAUGCCUUCCUCCAGCUGUGUGGCAAGCUUCUGGAUACUGGGCUCAAAAGGCGGUUUGUCGAAUGUAAUUUUGACAAAAGACUUGUGGAUUGUCUGUCUAUGGACCUUCAGGUGGUUCCCACCAUUCUGGCUUUCUGUGCCUACGCACUGGGAUCAUCGGAUGGACAUAUGUCCUAUGUUCUUUGCAACUUCCGCAUGGCCUAA
Messenger RNA from Penicillium mononematosum, 1398 nucleotides. RefSeq lists its product as uncharacterized. Bases 1 to 1398 code for a protein of 465 amino acids. The transcript has a single exon. The record is from RefSeq and is a predicted model, not a curated record. NCBI's taxonomy places the organism in Eukaryota, Fungi, Ascomycota, Eurotiomycetes, Eurotiales, Aspergillaceae.